AUGGAUACCUCCUCCGUUCUAAGCGACGAGGACUACGACGUCAUCUCAAACCCCGGCCAGCGGUCCCUGGAAUCCAGUGUCGCCGAUUUCGGACAUGUCAUUGCGUGUGGGCCCAUCAGGGAGAUUCCGCCCACAGACGCCGCACGACACACGCUCAGUACAGUGUCACUCACCGCUGUUGAUAUCCAGGCGUACGUGGGGACCGCAGUUAUCGACCGCGGCAGGGAGAGAACGAUCCGCGUCUAUGUGGAUGGUGUGUUUGACGUCCUCGACGCUGGACGUAUGCUGCGUUUACGUCAAGCUAAGCUCUCCUUCGCGUCCGUACACCUCAUGGUAGGGGUCUUCCCAGACGAGGCAAUAUGUCACGUACUGGGCAGUGGCACUGCUACUGCACCCAGAUACCCCCACGUCGAGCGCUGCGAAGCAAUACGACACGUCAAGUGGGUAGAUGAAAUCGUGCCAGAUGCACCAUGGGUACUCGACGACGCGUUCAUGAUCGAUAAACGCAUAGAUUACGUCGUAUUGGAGGAGGGCUCGUCCGUCAAUCCGGAGUUUGACAAGGAGAGAUUGAAAGGGUAUGAUGAGUUGAAGAGAAUUGGUCGGGUGAUACCAGCCCGGAGAACUGUUGGUUUAGUUCCCAAGCUUACUGCACCACCUGCUUCACCACUCAGUCGCUCAGCUAAUGCCACGCCUUACAAGAGCCCAUCGGAGUUGGAGCCCGACACCCUUCCGAAGGGUGAGGGUCGGUCGGCAUCGGCCCUGGCAUGCACAGUGUUGAGCGCUGUUAACUAUUCGUCAUUUAUGUGGUGUCCACAUUGUUGUCCGCGUUUGUACAUGCUUCCGUGUCGCUCCGCCAUCUUAUCGUUCUUGCCAUUCAUGAUUCAUGUGCUAUGAUUCAUUCAACGUAACAGAACUAGCCAAAAAUACAUGUGGGGUGUAGUGGGCUGUGAUGUAAUGCUGUUAUAUUCCGUACAAACACUAGAAAUGUGCGAAAAUCAUGU
Pisolithus orientalis is the source of this 1001-nucleotide messenger RNA. RefSeq lists its product as uncharacterized. Gene Ontology annotation, molecular function: choline-phosphate cytidylyltransferase activity; phosphatidylcholine binding. The coding region runs from base 1 to 894 and encodes 297 amino acids. NCBI's taxonomy places the organism in Eukaryota, Fungi, Basidiomycota, Agaricomycetes, Boletales, Pisolithaceae. The transcript is spliced from 4 exons. The record is from RefSeq and is a predicted model, not a curated record. Gene Ontology annotation, cellular component: nuclear envelope. Gene Ontology annotation, biological process: CDP-choline pathway.